AUGAAUACAUUUAAUAGUAUAUCUACUGUAUGCAGUAAGCUAGAUCCACCUGUAGACUAUUUAGGACAGCACUUAGUCAAUAGAUUACGUCAUACUAUUCUUAUUAUAAGUAUAAUAAUAUCAUUUAUACUGGGAUAUAUUUAUAAUAAUAUAUUUAUAAUGGGGGGUGUAUAUGUAAUAUUAUGUUUAGUUUGUGUUAUAAUUACAGUGCCUGCAUGGGGUAUGUAUAGAAGGAAUCCAAUAUACAAGAUACAAUAA
Messenger RNA from Nematocida ausubeli, 258 nucleotides. RefSeq lists its product as uncharacterized. Gene Ontology annotation, cellular component: endoplasmic reticulum membrane; signal peptidase complex. Gene Ontology annotation, biological process: protein targeting to ER. NCBI's taxonomy places the organism in Eukaryota, Fungi, Microsporidia. The transcript has a single exon. The record is from RefSeq and is a predicted model, not a curated record. Bases 1 to 258 code for a protein of 85 amino acids.